Macadamia integrifolia is the source of this 2677-nucleotide messenger RNA. RefSeq lists its product as uncharacterized. Bases 297 to 2204 code for a protein of 635 amino acids. The transcript is spliced from 4 exons. The record is from RefSeq and is a predicted model, not a curated record. NCBI's taxonomy places the organism in Eukaryota, Viridiplantae, Streptophyta, Magnoliopsida, Proteales, Proteaceae.
UUUUAAAUCGCUGCUCAUUGCCCAUGGAGUCUUUAAAACACAGUACGAAAACAAUGAAAGUUGGAAGGGACCGGCGAUUCCUUAAUCCUUAUGACCAACGGCUAUACGAUUCUCAGCCUCCCGCCAAAAGCUCUGGCACUGUUAAUGGAAAAUAACGGUAAUAUCAAAGAAGAGGCAGGUGAAGUUAUUGACUCUUCACCGCUUCGUAGCCGGAAUCAGAUCCGAAGAGUAGCCUCAACGUGAAUAUGUAUUAGGUGGCAAAACUAUAAUACUGUACCUCUCCACCUUACCCAGCAAUGGCGUCGGCGUUCUGCGCCUUCACCAAAUUUUCCCCACCUGCUCACAAACCUAUCACUAUUACUAGGAAAACCGUAGUUUCUGUUUCUCUUCGCUCCCCAUCAACACGUGUGAAGAGAAAGAAUCAUUUACGCCCUAAGCUUUUGAAAACCCUAACAAAACCCUACUCCAUAGAACUCGGUGAGAGCAUAGAAAUCCACCGAGACCAGCCGUACAAUGAAGGGUAUUUUGACGAGGUUUCACACGAUAUGAUUCGACAAGUAGAAGAAGAAAAUAUUGAGAUAGAGUUGGAGUCACUUGGUUAUUGUGCUUCUGAGACUGCGGAAGCUGGAGUUUCUAAUGCUGUUGGUGUUGUUUCUUCAAGGUCAGUGCUUGAAUUGGCAUUUUAUUUCCUAGGUCUCUUUAUUUUUCAAACGGUAUGUACUGUUUGGGUAUUGGGUUCCGCUGAUAUUGGCCGGGAGAAUAGAAAUGGUGAAGCGGAGACUGAAUCGUUGGUUUCAGUCCUGGAAAUGCAGAAAGGGAAGAGAAAGGACUCUUUGUUGAAGGGAAAUGGCCAAAACUUUCUUGGCUCUAAACCUGGCGAUGUAAUUUAUGUGGAUAAGUCCCAAGUGGAAGAUAAAAUAGUUGAAAUUAGGGCUAUGGCUAGGGAAGCUAGGGAGUGUGAAGCAAGGAAGUUGAGGGCCAAUGAUGUGAGCUCUUCUUUAGAAGAUGCCUUGGGGAAUGGUCGGGAAGAAGUUAAAAUUAAAAACCCAAUUCAAGAAGAAGUAAAUGAGCGCUUGGUAAAGUUACAAAAGAGGCAGGAGAAAUCUCCAAUGGCAUCAGUUAGUUAUUUGACUGAUUCAGUAAAGGUUGACGAUAGGAAAGAUUCAGAGAGUUCUGAAACAAAAGAGAAAGCUGGGGAACUUAUAUUUAAGAAAAAACACAAGUUCAGAAGCUCCCUGGCUGGUUAUAAAAAUAAAACAAAAGGUUUUAAUGGUUCAAAGUACUCUAGUUUGCCUAGUGAUAAUAGCAGAGGAGCUACAAUUAGAGAUCAAUCUCUAAUCGAUGGAAAUAAUGCUAGUAAUGAUUUGGAUUUAUCAGGCCAAGAAAAGAAGCCAGACCUAUCCCAUACUGAUUCUUGGAAGACUAUGCCUGCAAAGAUGGAGAAAGAGUUGCACCACUUGACUGACGAGGCAUCGGGAGAAAAUAUGCCAGAGGGACUGGAAACUGAAAAGAGGAGAAAAGAAAUUUCAGUCAGCAAGUUGGGUUCAUCCCAAUCUGUUGGAAAGAAGUUGCACAAAGAGGGGGUGAAUUCAAGAAGGGAGACUAGGAAUAGAGUUGAGAAUUCUGGAGCCAAAGCUGGUGGCAUUCAAGAAAUCAAUCGUGAUAAGCAUUUCACUGAACUAGCAGAACCACGAGAGUUCACUGAAUUGAAGACUCAAGCAUCUCAAAGCUUAACAAAAGAAAACCAGAACGCUUCCAGAGUGCUCUAUAGCCGGGCUUCAUUGAGUAGCAAUGGCAAUUGCAGCCUGCCUUCAGAUACUAGAGAAAAUGAGAACGAUUUUUGGUGGUUGAAGCUUCCCUAUGCCCUAGGUAUUCUCUUGCAUAGAGGUUCUGACCAUGAAGGACAAAGGGGACUUUAUUCCCUAAAGGUCAGCUCAAAUCCACAGGACACAAGUUGCUCGUCUUAUACUGUUGCUUUUGAGGACCGCACCGACGCUACUAAUUUCUCUUAUCUACUGGAAUCCUUUUUUGAAGAUCUUGGUGACUGCAGUGCCAACGUUGUUCCUUUAUCAAUAAAAGAACUGAAGGAGUCAGUCAAGUCAAAUGUAAGGAAGGUUAUCGUUGUGAGGAAGGGACAAGUUAAGCUUUAUGCUGGGCAACCACUUGUUGAGGUUGAGAUGGCUUUGCGUUCCUUAAUACAGUGAACAGAAAAGAAAAUGGUGAUGAAGGGAGUGGGGAACUGGGGAGAAAUAUUACUCUGUUCCCUUUGCUGGGCCAGUUGUCACUCCGUGCUGACCUAAUCUCUUCCUGAACACGGUUGCCAUUUCUACGGGAGGUAGGGUCUCUGAAGUGCCAAUUGAAUCCCCAUCAUAGGUGAGCAGUGAAACCACUUGGUGUCACUACUUAAAAGAAAUACUCGGAGUUCCAUGAUCUUGAUAAGUUGACUCUGUGGUGGCAGGUUUACUCUGGCUAUAAUGUGUGCUAGCAUGAACUAUUGCAGACAGGCUCAUUCUUGUAGGAAUGAUGCUUGGAUUGUAUUUGGGAAUUUUAUCUUCAAUUUAUAUGUUUACUCAGAGCAUUGUCUCUUCUUUUGGAUAUUUCUUGGUUCUUUUGAUGUAACGCUGAUGUCUUUAUUUAAUAGCAUGAAAAGAAAAACAACAGAGUCAGCUUCUCCCUA